AUGAGUGGUAUCAACAACCCGUUUGCACCCACCCCAGCUUCAGUCGUACAGUCGACCGCGAACCGCUUCCCGGACAUCAGCAACGACGCAGCCCUUCAACAGCAGCAACAACAGCACCAGUCGCAGUAUGGUCAACAGCAACAGGGGUACUAUCCCCAGCAACAGCAGCAGCAACUCGGCUAUUUGCAGACGCAGCAAACGGGUUACGUGUCGCAGCCUCCGUCGGGCGGCGCCUACCCCACGUCAUCGAUGCCGGCUUCCCCGUUCGGAGCGGCGCAACAGCCGUCCUACCAAGGCCAAGGCGCAUAUAACAAUCAAGCACAGGCGCAGUACGGUGGAUAUCCUUCUCAGCAGCAACAACCUCCACAACAACAACAAUUCUCGUCCGCGCCGCCCGUCUCGUUCUCCGUCUCCGACCUCGAUCCCUACUCCCACCUCGGCACCCUGCAUCAAUCCCAACUGUCCCAACCACCUUCCCCUUAUUCGUCGCAACCACAACAACAAGGGGUUAUGAUGGGUCAGGAUGGGAACAUGGCUUUGCCGAGCCACUUGGUCAACGUGCAACAGGUGCAGACUCAUCCGAGGCAGUAUGUGCAGGAGAAUAAAGCUAUAGUCAGUCCAUCGGAAGUUCGAGGCGGGAUGAUCAAAAAGACUAACCUAAUUUCCCUCCCGUGAUAGUUGAUGACAUGGAAUGACUCGGCUGUCAGCCUGUGCUACAACGGAUCCACAAGGCGAUCCCCGAGCUGACCUCCCGUACUCGAUCUCCGUGCAGUGGACCCAACUCCUCGCUCGAUUCGAUGUACGUCAAGGAUCGCAGCGGGCACUAGCCGCCCAAAUGUUGGGGCACUGACUAUUAGCGUGUUUUCGCACAGACAUUGCGAGAGGCAUGGGAGGCUCGAAAGUCGGCGGUCAAGCAAGUCGCCCUUCAAGGCGCGGACCCAAGUGCCGUCGAGAGACUGACCAAAGAUGCGGAUACCCAUAUUGGUGAGUUGAACACCCGGAUCGAGUAUAUGAAUGACCUAACUGAUACCCGUCAUGUGAAUGCGAUUGGGUAGAUUCGAUUCACGCUUCCAAGUUCCAACUCGCCGAAGUCAAGGAUACGUGGCGACAAUCCGCCGACGCUGCAUCGCAAGUCCUCCCAAGGUCUUGCUCCACACACCCUCAUGCUUACAGUUCGGUCGACACUCUACAGGAAAGCUCGCGUGCGUGAAGCGCUCAACGCAGGGCUCAACUCACUUCCAGGUAAGCGACCAGCGUACCGGUCGAUUCGCGAAAUCCGUUAGCUGACCCGUCCAUCCGAACUGCAGAAUACCCCGCGCCUUUAUCACCCGAACAAGUCGGCGGUGCCUUUUACCGACGGGCCGCAGAAGAAUACCGCAAACAAAAUAUCAUGUCGGGGUAUCAACAGCCUCAAAUGACAGGACACCCUCAGCAACACAUGCAACCGCAGCAAUAUGGGAUUCAAGCUCAGCCGACGGGGUAUUAUCCCCCUCAACAACAGCAGCAGCCAGGAGGGUAUCUGCAGACGCAACCGACUGGAUUUUAUGGUGGUGGUGGAGGGGGAUACCAACAAGGGUACUAUUGA
This is a messenger RNA of Microbotryum saponariae, 1585 nucleotides long. Lineage: Eukaryota; Fungi; Basidiomycota; Microbotryomycetes; Microbotryales; Microbotryaceae. The record is from the annotation of a GenBank genome assembly.